Messenger RNA from Zasmidium cellare ATCC 36951, 387 nucleotides. RefSeq lists its product as uncharacterized. NCBI's taxonomy places the organism in Eukaryota, Fungi, Ascomycota, Dothideomycetes, Mycosphaerellales, Mycosphaerellaceae. The record is from RefSeq and is a predicted model, not a curated record. Bases 1 to 387 code for a protein of 128 amino acids. The transcript has 2 exons.
AUGUUCACCACAUCUCCCACCGGCAAAGAAUACACCCUCGGCGGCAAGGACAAGAACGGCACCAUGACCAUCCAACGCAUCACCUGCUUCAAAGUCAUCAACGAAGCUGAUGUCCAGCCGAUCUUGGACCAGUACAAAGUUCUCGCGGCUGAGAACCAGAAGAACGUGCCAAAACAGGACGGCAAACCCUACAUCCUCGACAUCCAAGCCUACAAGACCAUCUCCGACCCUCGAAGUCAAGGCUACUCGAUCGUUGCAUGGACGAAGUUUAAAGAUCUGGAGGAUAUGAAGUACUACGAUUCGGAGUGCGAGGCGCAUAAGAAGCUGAAGCAGUCGUCCGCGGGGAAGGUGGAAGUUCCGCCGUUGACGAUGUACAUGGAGGGAUAG